AUGAAGGAAAGCUCAGAUGGGUUUGUGAGGGCAGAUCAGAUUGAUCUGAAGAGCUUGGAUGAGCAGCUGGAGAGGCAUCUCAACAGGGUCUUGACUUUGGAGAAGAACAAGAUCAUGAGAGACCCCGAAACCAAUUCCAACAGCAUCCACCUCACAACCACCUCCACCUCCAAUUCAACCGUCACAACCACCGCCACCUCCACUUCCUCCAUGACCCUCUCCAUCCCCAAACGCCACCGCCAGGAGUGGGAGAUCGACCCCUCCAAGCUCCUCAUCAAGUCCGUCAUUGCUCGUGGCACCUUUGGCACCGUACACCGUGGCAUCUACGACGGUCAAGACGUCGCCGGUAUUCCCCUUCUGCCACUUGCUCUUCAUCUUUCAUUUGGGGGUCCUUUGAAAGUUGUCAAGUUUAAACUGCUUGACUGGGGUGAAGAGGGUCACAGGACAGACUCCGAGAUUGCUUCUCUAAGAGCAGCUUUUACUCAAGAAGUUGCCGUCUGGCAUAAACUAGAUCAUCCUAAUGUUACUAAGCCUAAGGUUGUAACCUUACCCGAGACAGUUGCCUUCCUUCUCUUUGGUAUCCUUCAGUUGCAUCUCUCACCACCUGAGUGA
Messenger RNA from Malus domestica (apple), 612 nucleotides. NCBI's taxonomy places the organism in Eukaryota, Viridiplantae, Streptophyta, Magnoliopsida, Rosales, Rosaceae. The record is from RefSeq and is a predicted model, not a curated record.